AUGGACAUUGGGAUUAUAGCUGCAGAUUGUCUCUUUCAAUUGGUUCCGGAGCAGGCUGGUUAUUAUGUUUUGUUAUCAAACAUUUAUGCUAAGGCUGGAAGAUGGGAAGAAGUUUCCGCCAUUCGAUCAAUCAUCAUGAAGGGAAGAGGAAUCAAGAAAACACCUGGUUUUAGCAAUGUCGAGCUUGAUCAUAAGGUCCACACCUUUCUUGCUGGCGACCAAUCCCAUCCACAAUCCAAGGAGAUCUACGAAGAGUUGGAUGUAAUGGUAGGAAAGAUGAAAGAGGCAGGUUAUGUACCUGAGACAGACUCAGCGCUUCAUGAUUUGGAGGAAGAGGAUAAGCAAUAUCAUCUAACAGUUCACAGUGAGAAGUUAGCUAUCGUCCUCGCACUUAUUAAUACCAAACCUGGUACGCCAAUCCGGAUUACCAAGAAUCUACGUGUUUGUGGGGACUGCCAUAUUGCUGUCAAGCUUAUAUCCAAGAUUGCUGAACGCAAAAUCAUUGUCAGGGUUACACAUCGGGUUGAAUUAUAG
Molecule: messenger RNA, 534 nt
Organism: Diospyros lotus (date-plum)
Lineage: Eukaryota; Viridiplantae; Streptophyta; Magnoliopsida; Ericales; Ebenaceae
Product: putative pentatricopeptide repeat-containing protein At3g49142
Exons: 1
Coding region: 1-534 (177 amino acids)
Biological process (GO): RNA modification
Molecular function (GO): zinc ion binding; RNA binding
Source: RefSeq, a predicted model, not a curated record